Molecule: messenger RNA, 4889 nt
Organism: Drosophila virilis
Lineage: Eukaryota; Metazoa; Arthropoda; Insecta; Diptera; Drosophilidae
Gene: Taf4
Product: TBP-associated factor 4
Biological process (GO): DNA-templated transcription; transcription initiation at RNA polymerase II promoter
Cellular component (GO): transcription factor TFIID complex
Molecular function (GO): DNA binding; RNA polymerase II general transcription initiation factor activity; protein heterodimerization activity
Source: RefSeq, a predicted model, not a curated record
CCACAAAUUUCGAAAAACUACUGCAGCCUGUACCAGCACCAACACCAGCCAGCCGCCCGAAGAUAGCGACAGUCAUCGAGCGCCCUACUUAGCAACAAUUGCUUGUUGCACUACAUUUUUUUUAAAAAAUAUUCAUCCCGCAUAUAUUAUAUUUGUUAAAGCCUACGUGUAGUAGGUCAAAUAUUGAUACACGAAAAUGCGUCGGCAAAACGUGAGAGAAUUCCAGGACAGAGAAUGACAAUUGUUUAACUUAUGUGAAGUCGGCUGCGCGCAAAUUGUAACUCGCGUGAAGCUGGCUACACGCAACUUUCCACUCAAGUGAAGUUGGCUGCACGCAGUUUUUACUCGCCUCGAAUGAGCUGUACACCGUUUUAAGCUGGCAGUGCCUCAUUUUACUAGCGACAUCUAGCGACAGAAGCAAACAUUUUCAGCGUUGCGUUUUGUCUCGCACUUUUAUCGACGUCUGUGCCCCUUGCGCGUUUACUGUCGUUUUGCACGCGCAUUCGUGAAAAUGGCGGCGUUGUCGCUCGGUCGCUGCCAAAUUUUUUGUACAUCCAAAAUAAUCAAAAUAAAGCGACAAUAAAUACAGUGCUAAACAAACUGUCUAUGCCAGAGGCCGCGUGCGCGCGCUUGUGUGUGAAAAUACAACAAAAGAAAAACGUUCUGGCUAACUCAAAGCAAAUAUUGUAACAUUAAUCAGCUAGCGACAAGGAGUCAACGUCGUCGCCAGCGCAGCAGCAGCAGCAGCCGCCGCGUGAAUAAGCGAGUGCAAGUGCGAGCGUUUUGCUGCGGUUUCGCUUGUCAGCGGAGCACCGAAAGGCUUUGGCCAAGUUUGCAUCAAACGGCCACGCAGCAUGCGAGUGAUAAACAAGAGCUGUAACAACCACAACAAGAACAGCAACAACAACAGCAGCAACAACAUGAUGGCACAGAUGCACAGUUGAUCAAGAAAACAGGCGGCUAAAGAACGUCACAAGCAGAAGAGAAACCGAACGGGUCCGUGUCCAGUUCCGGCUCUUCAAGCGCCAACGCUUCAACAAACGAAACCGCCACCGGAACCGGAACCGCCACGCAAUGAAUAGCAGCCAAACGGCGCCAACGGCCACAUCGGCCAACAGCAAUCGCAUCACCUUCACAACUCAGCCGCUGCCCAAUGGCACCAUCAACAUAGGUGGCCCAGGGGGCGGAGGUGUUGGCCCGACGAUCAUCUCAACAGCACAGCUGCCAAAUACGACGACGAUCAAGACCAUUACGGCGGGCAUUGGUGGACAUGGGGUGCCGGGUCUGUCGCAAGUGCAGCAUCAGGUGCAUCAACAGUCGCAUCAGCAGCAGCAGCAGCAGCAAACGCAAUCAGUAGGUGCCACCCAAACACAAACCUUAGUUAUUAAAUCCAAUCACCAUGCUGUCACCCUGCCGGCGGGUCUAGUAUCAAGUGCACCAGCAGGAAUCGUAACAAUGACCAAGACCAUCAAUCAGACCGGGCAGCCGCUGCUUAACUCCAUGCUGCCGGCCGGCGUUGUGGUCGGCAUGCGACCGCAGGCGCCGACGCAGCAGCAGCCAAAGAAUAUGCCCGCCAAUCCGCUGAGUCGUGUCGUCAUCAGCAACUCUCAUAUGGGUGGCGUUAGGCCACAGAGUCCAUCGAUAACUUUAGGCACACUUAAUACAGGACAAACGCCUGCACUGUUAGUGAAAACGGAUAAUGGAUUUCAGUUGUUGCGCGUGGGCACGGCCACAUCGACGGGCCCGCCGACGAUGACACAGACCAUAUCUAACACCAGCAACAACAACAAUAAUAAUAACAACAACAACAACAACACCACAACAACAACAACAAAUCAUCCCAUAACCACACAGAUACGUCUGCAAACUGUGCCGGCUGCAGCUGUAAGUAGAUAUCAUGGCCAAUCGUCAUCCCAACAACAACAACAACAACAGCAACAAACGCAGCUGCAGCAACAGCAACAACAGCAACAGCAUCAAACAACGACACAAGCAUCCUCACAAGCAACAACUGCCAGCACUAGCAUAGCACUGCGCAAAACGAUUGUCCGUACAUCAUCCACAAUCCUCCCAUCCAGCAAUAACAAUGUUAAUAAUAUCACCACCAAUACCACCACCACAACCACUACCAACAACAACAACAACAACAACAAACCCGCUACUAACCUGCAACAGCAGCAACAGCAGCAGAAGCUACAGCUACAACUGAAGCAGCAGCAACAGGCACAGCAGCAACAUAAGCAACAGCAGCAACAGGCCUCAGCCAGCGCCAGCAGCGCAGCCGCCGCGGCCGCCGCAGCUGCUGCGGCAAAUGUCGCGGCCACAAUUAAGAUCAAGCAAAAUUCGAUGACCAGCACCACCGCCUCCAGCAACAUAAUUGUCAACUCGGUGGCCAGCAGCAAUGCGCAUAGUUUUAGCAGCGCCUCACAUCCGCCGCACUUGGCGCAGCUCCAGCAACAGCAUCAACAGCAGCAACAACAGCCGCAUUUGCCGCAAGUAACGCAAAUCCAAACGAUACCAGCCGCACAGCCGCAUUCGCAAGCGAACAAUGUGCAGGUGGCAUCUGCAGCGGCGGCAACGGCGGUUGCGAAUGCGAACGCAACAACGACAACGGCUGCGCAGGGCAAUACCAAAGAAAAGUGUCGCAAGUUUUUAGCCAAUUUAAUUGAAUUGUCGACACGCGAACCGAAGCCGGUGGAGAAAAAUGUGCGCACGCUCAUCCAGGAGCUGGUCAAUGCGAAUGUGGAGCCUGAGGAGUUUUGUGAUCGCCUGGAGCGUUUGCUCAACGCCAGUCCACAGCCGUGCCUCAUUGGGUUUCUCAAGAAAAGUCUGCCACUGCUGCGCCAGGCCCUCUACACCAAGGAGCUGGUCAUUGAGGGCAUUAAACCGCCGCCACAGCAUGUGCUGGGAUUGGCUGGACUUCCACCACAGCUUCCGAAAAUUCAAGCGCAAAUCCGUCCGAUUGGACUCAGCCAGACGACGACCAUCGGACAGACGCAGGUGCGCAUGAUAACACCAAAUGCAUUGGGCACGCCGCGGCCGACCAUUGGCCACACGACGAUAUCCAAGCAGCCGCCAAACAUUCGAUUGCCCACAGCGCCGCGUCUGGCCAUACGCGGUCAAAUGCCUUCGCUGCCAAUGCCCGCGCAGGCGAACAUUGUGCAAAUCCGCGGCCCGCAUAACGCACAGCUGCAGCGCCCGGGAUCGGUUCAAAUACGUGCCACAUCCCGUCCGCCAAACAGUACGCCCACGAACAAAGUCACUGCCGUCAAGGUUGGUCAGACGCAGAUCAAGGCCAUAACGUCCAGUUUGCAUCCGCCCUCGCUGGCGGCCAUAUCAUCGAACAGUGGACCACCGCCAACGCCGACGUUAUCAGUACUAUCGACGAUAAAUUCAGCAUCGACGACAUCGUUGCCGGUGCCAUCGUUGCCCACAGUUCAUCUGCCGCCGGAAGCGUUGCGUGCACGCGAGCAGAUGCAGAACUCGCUGCAUCACAACAACAAUAAUCACUUUGAGCCAAAGCUCGUUGAGAUUAAGGCACCACAGCUGCCGCAUAUGGAACGAAUCAAUGCCUCGCUGACGCCCAUUUCAGCCAAGACGAUGCCCCGUGGCACUAUGCCCAUGGCGAACAAGUCGGCGAAUAAAAAGAAAAGGGAUGCAAUCGAUCGGGAUAGCAAGGAUGAGAGGGCAAACAGCGGUAGUGGGAUGGCGGGGUCAGCCGCGGCUGCGGCCGCCAAUUCGUUUUUCCAGCAAAGCUCCAUGUCAUCAUCGAUAUAUGGCGAUGAUGAUAUUAACGAUGUGGCAGCCAUGGGCGGUGUUAAUCUAGCCGAGGAAUCGCAGCGCAUUCUGGGAUGCACGGAGAACAUAGGCACGCAGAUACGGUCCUGCAAGGAUGAGGUGUUUCUCAACUUGCCAGCGUUGCAGGCACGAAUACGCGCGAUAACCGCGGAACGUGGCUUAGAUGAACCCUCGCAGGAUGUUGCCGUGCUCAUAUCGCAUGCGUGCCAGGAACGGCUCAAGAAUAUUGUGGAAAAGUUGGCUGUGAUAGCGGAGCACCGCAUUGAUGUCAUCAAGUUGGAUCCACGCUAUGAGCCCGCGAAGGAUGUACGCGGUCAAAUCAAGUUUCUGGAGGAGUUGGACAAGGCUGAGCAGAAGCGACACGAGGAGCUGGAGCGCGAAAUGCUACUGCGAGCGGCUAAGUCCAGAACGCGAGUCGAAGAUCCCGAACAAGCAAAGAUGAAGGCGAGGGCGAAAGAAAUGCAGCGCGCGGAAAUGGAAGAGCUGCGACAGCGCGACGCGAAUUUGACGGCACUGCAGGCAAUUGGACCACGGAAAAAACUCAAAUUGGAUAGCGAUGCGGCCGGUGUGGGCGUGGGUUCCAGUGGCGGCGGUCUGCUGAGCAACUCCGGUACGGCGACUACAACGUUGCGGCCGCGCAUCAAGCGUGUCAAUCUGCGCGACAUGCUCUUCUUUAUGGAGCAGGAGCGCGAGUUUUGUCGCAGCUCGUUGCUGUUCAAGACUUACCUCAAGUGAUCGCUGCUGGCGCCGCUGUUGUUCACAUACCUACGCACCCAUACGAGCUCUCCUGCGCCAACUCCUGCUCCAACUCCAACUCCAACUCCAACUCCAACUCCUGCUCUGGCUUUGGCUCCAGUUAUCAUUCUUCUAUUAGCGUCUAGCAGCUGCGUUCAUCAAUUUGCAAUAUUAUUUAGCUGUCAGAUUUAACUGCGUCGUCCCUUUGUUGUUUUAGUUAGGCGCCCUAUUUAAAUAACGUAUGCGUAGAAAUACCAACUAAAUUGUAAUUAAAAGUUUUUUAAAUCUAAUUUACAAAUCGUUUUCCAAUUAAAUAGCCAGCAACACUUAAACCAAACCAAUCCAAAAACACAAAA